AUGUAUUUGCUGAACCAGCUGUUCUCUCUCUCUCUUUCUCCUUCAUAUUCUCUUAUCAUUGAGACCCUUUGUCCCUUCCCAAGAUCUCAUUGCAUUUCCCUCCUUUACAGGGGAGAUAGUGCAAGCGUAAUCUCCAAGUUCUCAUCUUUUUGUUCCCUUUUGCCCAGAGACACACAUAGGCCCAGAAGAACUUGCAAGCUAUUUGACUCAGAUCUGUCUCUUUGGUUUCACUUCAGCCAGAAGCUGAUUCCUGUGAGGAAUGCAAAGAAAAUGGGAAGGAAGGGAAGUUGGUUUUCUACUGUGAAGAAAGCUCUAAGCCCUGACUCAAAGGAGAGGAACGAUCAGAAAACAAGUAGACCAAAGAAGAAAUGGUUUGGGAAGCAAAAAUUGCAGACUUCAUCAUCACAAUCCGAAACUGAUAAAGCACCUCCUCUUCCUCCACCGGAGAUUAUUUUACCUCACACUGAGGUUGAAACCAGUCAUGAUCGCGUCGAAGUUGCAACAACAGUGGUUGCUGAGGAACCUGUUCCCGCUGUUCAGACAGCACCUGCUGAGGUUCAAGCCACUACAAUUGUCCAGUUUCACAGUAAACCAACAGAAAAAGUGGCGGCAAUAAGGAUUCAGAAAGCUUUUCGGGGAUACUUGGCAAGAAGGGCAUUGCGGGCUUUAAGGGGACUGGUGAGGUUGAGAUCCCUCAUGGAAGGGCCAGUGGUGAAACGUCAAGCCAUUAGUACCCUCCGUUCUAUGCAGACUUUUGCUCAUUUGCAAACUCAGAUUCGUUCUAGGAGGCUCAGGAUGUUGGAGGAGAAUCAAGCUCUACAGAAACAGCUCUUACAGAAACAUGCAAAAGAUCUGGAGAGCAUGAGGCUUGGGGAGGAAUGGGAUGACAGCGUACAAUCAAAAGAACAGGUUGAAGCCAAGUUACUGAGCAAGUUUGAAGCUGCUAUGAGAAGAGAAAGAGCAAUGGCUUAUUCAUUCUCUCAUCAGCAAAACUGGAAGAAUUCAUCAAGAUCCAUAAAUCCAAUGUUCAUGGAUCCAACCAAUCCAACCUGGGGUUGGAGUUGGUUGGAACGGUGGAUGGCAGCCCGGCCCUUGGAGAGCCAUAGCCUGACGGAGAAAGAGAAGAAUGACAAUAAAUCAAUAAGAAGUUCUGGCCGUGGCAUUACCAGUGCUGAAAUCAGCAAAUCAUUUGCUAAAUUUCAGCUCAAUUCUGAGAAGCAUUCUCCAACAGCCAGCCAAAAUCCAGGCUCGCCUAAUUUUGAGUCACAUUCUCAGCAAUCCCAUUCAAAUCCUCCCAAGUCAGCUUCUCCAGCAGUUUCCAAGAAGCUGAAGAAAAUGAGUCCAAAGGACAUCUUGGCCAUAGACGAUGACACCAAAAGCCUGAUGAGUGUGCAGUCAGAGCGGCCAAGGAGGCACUCCAUUGCUGGAUCAACAGUGGGAGAUGAUGAAAGCCUUGCAAGCUCCCCAGCAAUUCCAAGUUACAUGGUGCCAACUAAAUCUGCCAAAGCUAAGUCCAGAAUGCAAAGUCCACUAGCUGCAGAAAAUGUGACCCCAGAUAAAGGGUCCUCUGCUGGGACUGCAAAGAAACGUCUUAGUUUCCCAGCUUCACCUGCUAGACCAAGAAGGCAUUCAGGUCCACCAAAGGUAGAAAGCAGCUUCAAUGCUGAAAUCACUGUGGGAAAUGGUGUGGCUGGUUGA
Messenger RNA from Sphenostylis stenocarpa, 1698 nucleotides. NCBI's taxonomy places the organism in Eukaryota, Viridiplantae, Streptophyta, Magnoliopsida, Fabales, Fabaceae. The record is from the annotation of a GenBank genome assembly.